GCCCGUCCCCGCUUAGAACUGACAUCUCGCCGUGGGCCGUUGCAUCCGCUCCGCACACGUCCUUUCGCAUCAAAAAAAUGAAGGCUUUCAUUGUUCUAGCCGCUGUCGCCGUAGCUGCCAUCGCUUUGCCAAGGUCCAAGCGAGCGGCGUAUGAGCUGCCGGACGGCGCCGAAUUCCUCGUUGGUGGGUUCCGAACGUCGUUCACGUGCCCGGCCAAGAACGGCUACUUCGCCGAUGUCGACAACAACUGCCAGAUAUUCCACGUCUGCAACGUGGUCACGCACGCCGAUGGAAACACCGAGGUGCAGCAGUACAGCUUCCUCUGCGGCAACCAGACCGUGUUCAGCCAGCUGAGCCUGACGUGCGCCUUCGCAGAGGAGGCCGUCCCGUGCCAGAACGCUCCCGACUUCUUCUACGUGAACGACAACAUCGGGGUUGAGACGGCGCCAUUCCUCACCGACAACGACGUCCAGCGGGCGGCGCAGUUGAUUCCGUCUUACAAAGCCAAGGCUUGAAUCCGCAAACCGCCGAUCGCCAAACGCCGAGUGCUUGAUGCCACGAGCCGGGGAUAGUGCAUGCAUUUGUACAUGCUGCGGUGCCUUGUACUGCCGGGAUGCCUUCGUGGGGGUUACAUCUUUGCUGUUAGGUUGAACCAGCUCAUGCGUGCUACAGUCGGGGUGGCAGCAACUCAAGAGCGCCUGGGCACUUAGAGUGGAGAAGCAGAAGCGCUGGGUUGCAUGGCAGCAACUGUGGGCAUUCGUACCGUUAACAGGGACAACAUUCAUAGCGUUUAUAUAGAUGCUCUGCUUUUCUGUCUCGCGUAGAGCUAAAUAGGCAUCAGUGCUCAAGCUUGCUAAGCUGAAUACCUCGCUGAAUAGCUUUUAGUGGGAGGAUUUUGUUAUUGCCACUAAGGAGGCAGUAGGGGCUCGAAGCCCUAACAUUUUAUCCUACGCUAUUCUUGAGCGACGCUGGGCUCAACCUAAUAGCAAAAAAUAAGUGUUUGUGAAGGCAUCCAACUUCGUGCCAGCUACCAGCACCAAUGUUGCAUGUUAUUUUUGUUCGAGACCGCCAUGUAAUUCGUAAAUGUCCUGCGCUGCAGCGAGUCGUACUGUUGCUUCGAGUAUUUUCGCAAACGGGAUAUGGUGCGCAACGCUUCACGCAGCAACUGCAUGCCGCUACAUAUCACGGGGAAAGACGCUAAAGAUCAACAGCGCUUACAGUCCGAGUGGAAUGUGGUGGUUUUUUUUUUUUUUUUGCUUUGUGAGAAACUGGGCUUGUGCUUGUGCCUCAGAUAGUUGUCACCGUGGUGCAGCUAGUCCAGUUGAGAAAAACUAAAGAAAAAAGAAAGAACUUGGUUACAGUGCAGAUGCAUGUACGAAAGCUAAGAAUGAGUACCUAAGAGCUUAUGCCUUAGAUACCUAUGUCAUCAAGUACUUCAGCGUAUAAACUUUACCCAUGUUUAGUACUGCGGGGACAUUUUGUUGAAGGAUAUGGGAAACGUGAUUGCGCUUAGUGUGCAUGUACCGAAACUCGUGCAGCAAGUAUACUUUCGGUCCAGGAGUUGUGAUAUUCCGGUGCAAAUUGAGGGUCGCUCCGACAGCGUCCCAGUGAAAAUGACCUAUUAUAGCCACGAGUAUUACAUGCAGGCCACAAUCUGUAGGCUGGACAUGCGAAAUUCAUUGGCUUUCCCUCAAAAUAAUACACGCUUACCAGUAUACUCGCGACUUAUUUUGGAGAACUUCAUGAAGCUUCACUGCUGCCUGAAGCGCUCGCAUGCGAUGUAAUGCUUGGGUUAUUUUCCUACAACACGCAACGCAGGCGCACACGCAUAUAGUCAUUGCUUCAGGGGAUACUCGGUGGCGCUGUUCUCAUUUUUGUUCGUGCACUAACGUCAUUCAUUGUGGCGCCGUUGUGGUGGUUUUGUCCAUCGUUGUUGUUCGCGUCUCCACGUGGUUUCUUGUCUAUACUUCUAUCGUGGCUGUGGGUCUUGUCCUGUGUAUAUAGACGCACUGGUUGCUCUCCCAUUUCUCUCGUGCUGUGCAUGCUUUUUGUUGUACAGUUGACAUACAGAAAAAGUUGCAUUUUAACACUGCCAAUAAAUUUGUGCGCAUUAUGAUUUCCGUCUCAUUCAAUCAGCAUCAUUGUGACCAUAGGUAGGAUAAAUAAUAAAAUGACUUGACCAAAGUAACGGAAAUGGCAAUUUCCGACUAAAGAAAUGAGUAAGAACUUCGACUAUGGCAAAAUGCGAGGGUGAAUAAAACAAAAAAUCGAAAAACUAAAGGAAGUUUUGUGUUUUCGAGGGAAUAAACGAAGACUAGGUGUGUCUGACGUCACCACGUGUAUAUUUCGAGUCAUGUGGAAGUAGGAGUAUCUAUCGCUGCCCCAUUUAGUCGAGUGUCGCGGAGCAAAAAUUGCACACGUAUACGGACGCACCCCUCCACGAUUGCACCACUGAGAAACGGCGCGACGUGGUGCGCUUUCUUUGGUCGGAGGUAGUAAAACCGGCGGACACGCACGGUCGGCGGUAAGCGUUCCCCAUCCUCCGUACAGCCCUGAUCUGGUGCCAUCUUAUUACCGUAUCUUCGGUCCUUUGAAGGCGGUGCUCGUUGGUGCAGGUCGGACGACGAGGUUCAGCUAGCGGCGCAGACGUGGCUUCGUGAGCAACCAAACACCUUCUUCGCGGAUGACAUACAGAAGCUGAUUGCACGAUACCAAAAGUGCACUGCCGUGCAGGAGAUAUAUGUGUGUGUAAAAGGGAUAUCUGCA
Dermacentor silvarum is the source of this 2766-nucleotide messenger RNA. RefSeq lists its product as uncharacterized. Gene Ontology annotation, molecular function: chitin binding. Gene Ontology annotation, cellular component: extracellular region. Lineage: Eukaryota; Metazoa; Arthropoda; Arachnida; Ixodida; Ixodidae. Bases 78 to 515 code for a protein of 145 amino acids. The record is from RefSeq and is a predicted model, not a curated record. The transcript has 4 exons.